CGCCUCCUCCACACCCUCCUCCACACACUUCUCUCUACCGCCUCGGUCACACAACCGCUGCGAACGAGGGGCGCAUCUCUCAAACAACCAUGGCCGACUACAGGGAGGCAAGACCCUCCACUGACGAAGAGUCGGCCCCUCUUCUCGACGACGCUCACGGACAGCAGCAAGGCCAUAACCCCCAUCACCCUUCGUUCUCAGAACGCCUUGGGUCCAUUGUACACGAGCCUCUUACUCUCCUCAACAAGAUCCUGCUCGUCUUACUCCUCGCCCUGCUCAUACUGAGUUCUGUCUUCAUUGGUCUCUUCGCCGGAGCCCAACACAAACUCCACACGCCGCACAAUGAGCCCGGCGGACAGGAGCCUCCCACCACGGUCACGAACACGGUUACCGUGCCGACUACUACCACUGCCGUGACCACCACCACCAUCGUUCCCGCACCCGCACCUUCUCUUCCUCCGAAAGAACCAGUGUGCAUGACCCCCGAUUGCGUUGUGCUUUCCGCGGCCAUAUUGUCUUCCUUGGAUACAACUCAAGACCCUUGCGAUAAUUUCUACGACUAUGCCACCGGGGGAUGGCGGAAGUCUCAUCCCAUUCCAUCCGACAAGGGCAGCUUCGCCACAUUUACCUCUCUUUUCCAGGAAAAUCAGCAAAUAGUUCGCGACAUCCUUGAGAACGAGCAAUCCGCGUUUACUGUCGGGUUCACGUCGUCUUAUGAUGAACAAGUCUUGACCAAACUUCGUGACUUGUAUUCUUCAUGCUUAGACGAAGAUACGCUCGAUCAGUUCGGCGAGGGACCUCUGAAGGACUUUGCACGCACUGUGAAGAAACUAUUCCGAGGCGAGACGACGGACAUCGAUGCCAAAGAACCACGUAACGAUGUGCAAAAUGGCCGUGAUGGUCUGACUGCCGCGAUCAGCUACUUGCAUUCUCGAGGUAUCCCCGGACUAUUCGACAUCUCCGUUGAAGGGGAUGCUGCAGUUGACCCUAACUUCAUGGUCCUGUGGUUCAGCCAGCCAAGAUUUGGUCUGCCAUCAAAGGAAUAUUACGAUGACGAGUCGGCACGUAAGAUCUAUCAAGAGGUCGUUGAAAAUCUUCUUCUAGUGCUCUAUGAGGAAGAAGAAGAAUUACGGCGGGAAGCCACACAGAAUCUAAUCCUGAACGAAGAAAGCGUAAUUCACAAGCUGGCCAAGAGGGUCGUCAAAUUCGAACGGCGUCUAGCGAAUGCGAGCCUGGACCUCGACAUUCUACUUCAAGACCCGAUAGGGACGUAUAACAAAGUCCCCAUUUCAAACAUCACCUCAACGCUGCCGCAAAUCAAUUUCAACGACUACUUUGCGACCUUCACUCCCCGAAACUAUCCGGACGAAAUCAUCAUAACCUACCCGGCUUAUACGCGUUCGCUUGCCCACAUCCUGAACACGACCUCUUCGGACGUCGUAGAAGCGUACUUGGUCAUCCAGGCCGCCCUUGUGCUCGCACCCCGCCUCGGCGCGUCCACGGACCUUUGGAAAGCUGAACGGAGACUGUACGAAGUUCUUCAAGGCAUCAAGCCUGGCGCCGUCGGCGAUAGGGCUGAGUUCUGCGUGGACAAUGUUGAUCGGGCGCUCGGAUUCGCGACAGGUCGGUACUUCGUGAACGAAACCUUUGGCGGAGAUGCAAAGGAGAAGGGUACGAAGGUUAUAACAGACAUCGUGACGGCUUUCAAAGCGUCGCUGUCUAACAUUGCUUGGAUGGACAAGGAGUCCGCGGACGCUGCCGCCGCAAAGGCCGACGCCAUUCGCGUCAAAGUUGGCUAUCCCGAGUCUCCCGACACCCGCAGCGCUGAAUCGAUUGCGCGGUAUUACAGCCUCGUCCGAGUCGACAAGCACACGUUCUUCGACAACAUGCUGAGCUCAUCUGCAAGCGAUGUAUACAAGGCCUGGCAACAGUUGGGUAAACAGCGCGACCCAGGAGCAUGGGAGAUGAGCCCACCGACCGUGAACGCAUAUUAUAAUCCUCCUGGAAACGAGAUCGUAUUCCCAGCUGGGAUUCUAAGGCCACCGUUCUUCUCCAAAGACUGGCCUUCGUACCUUAAAUACGGUGCCUUUGGUCAAGUGGCCGCUCAUGAAUUGACUCACGCCUUCGACUCAGCCGGAAGGUUGUACAACCAAGAGGGCAAGCUCGAAGAAUGGUGGACAAAUGCCACUAGCGAUGGUUUCCAGGUCAAACAAGACUGCAUCGUCAAUCAGUUCUCUUCCUAUACCAUUGACGAUGGAAAGGGCAACUCGGUCCAUCUGAAUGGCAACCUGACCUCUGGAGAGAACAUUGGCGAUUCGGGUAUCAUUCAAGCAUAUCGAGCUUGGCAGGCCCAAUUUGAAGAGUCGUACAAGGAAGGGAACGAGUAUCUCCUACCCGGAUUGAACUUCACAAGGGAUCAGCUCUUCUUCCUCUCUUUCGGUCGUAUUUGGGCUCAGAAUAUCAAGCCAGCUUCCUUGCUCCAACGUGUGCGCACUGAUCCCCACUCGCCAAACAAUUACCGAGUAGAAGGGACAUUGUACAAUGUUCCAGCAUUCGCCAAGGCGUUCAAUUGUUCAUCCAAGGCCAAGCUCAACCCACCGCCCGAGAAGCAAUGUUUGUUUUGGUAGCUUUGAUGCUUUUGGGAUAGAUGCCUUGAGGUGCCAGUUUCUAUACCUGGGAAGAUCGUGUUCUUUUAAGUCUCGUUAUAUUUAUGAACAAUACAAAUUAC
This is a messenger RNA of Heterobasidion irregulare TC 32-1, 2728 nucleotides long. RefSeq names its product metallo peptidase M13. The coding region runs from base 90 to 2627 and encodes 845 amino acids. The transcript has 20 exons. The record is from RefSeq and is a predicted model, not a curated record. Gene Ontology annotation, cellular component: plasma membrane. NCBI's taxonomy places the organism in Eukaryota, Fungi, Basidiomycota, Agaricomycetes, Russulales, Bondarzewiaceae. Gene Ontology annotation, biological process: protein processing. Gene Ontology annotation, molecular function: metalloendopeptidase activity.